Anolis sagrei ordinatus is the source of this 1426-nucleotide messenger RNA. RefSeq names its product von Willebrand factor C domain-containing protein 2-like. Gene Ontology annotation, molecular function: protein binding. Gene Ontology annotation, biological process: negative regulation of BMP signaling pathway. Gene Ontology annotation, cellular component: AMPA glutamate receptor complex. The record is from RefSeq and is a predicted model, not a curated record. NCBI's taxonomy places the organism in Eukaryota, Metazoa, Chordata, Lepidosauria, Squamata, Anolidae.
UUUCACGAAGGGGCGGGAAGGAGGAGAAGGAGGAGGAGGAGGCGAAGCAGCAGCGGCACAAAGGCCGGCCUGGGCUCCCUGGCCAUCUGCUGCUUAUAAAGGCGGGACCCUCCGGCUGGAGCCAGCUCGAUGGCCCCUUGCCCUUCCUCGGCGCCCCUUUCUGCAGCAGCAGCAGCAGCCAGCCUUUGGAGCUGGGCGAGGAUGCCCUUUGCUUUGGGAGCUCCCGGGCUGGCGCUGCUGCUGGCCAGCCUGCUGCCCGUCCUGGCGCUGUCGGGGCCCGUCCAGCCGUGCGAGGCCAACGGGAGCCUCUACUACGUGGGCGAGUGGUACUUCCUGGACCGGGACCACUGCACCCAGUGCGAGUGCACCGCCGAAGGGCCGGCCUGCGCCCGCACCGACUGCGCCGCCCUCCCGCCCGCCUGCAUUCACGUCAGCCACUACCCCAGCGACUGCUGCCCACGCUGCGAGAGGGUGGGCUGCGAGCACCGCGGGCAGGUGUACGAGCUGGGACAGCACUUCCAGCCCUCAGAGUGUGAGCAGUGUACCUGUGACCUAGAUGGCAUUGCCCGCUGCCUAGUAGCAGACUGUGCCCCUCCACCUUGCGUCAAUCCCCUCUAUGAGGAGGGUCAAUGCUGCCCAACCUGCAAAGACGGUCCCAAUUGCUAUGUGGAUGGGAGCCAGCGCCGGGUUAUUCCUGCUGGAGAGAGUAUCUGGGUGGGGCCUUGCACCCGAUGCCGUUGUCAUGAUGGCCAAGAUGCUGGCUACUGGGAAGGAAACCGUUUAGCCAAAUGUGAGCGGCUACGGGGAUGCCGGGCUACAGCUGGACACUAGGCUUGGAUUCCUUCACACACCAAGCCACUUCUCAGACAAUUCUCUUGCAAACCUUUUAAGCUUCUGAUCUUACUGAAAGGUCCCAAUGAGUUCAUGCAUCACCCAACCCAAGUCAGCCCCCUCUAACUACAUAAAUAACCAAUCCCAGUCCAUAAUUCAGAUUUAUUCCCUUUCUUGUAUUGGUAAGAUUGUGGGCCUCUGGAUUUUCCCAAAUGACCAUACUUCUAACAACCUUUGGCAGUUUCCUAGGUUUUGUAAAGGCACUUUCCUGUUCUAAAAUAUGGAAAUGCCCCUCCUAAUAUUGUCCCUGGCAGUAAAUGGUCUUUCAAUCAUACCCUUUUGCAUUUGGCCCUACCUACCACUGGAAUAUAGUCCCCCAAAACCUUGAAAUUGAAUUCAGCCCUUAGAUUGAAAGGACGACCUUUGCGUCCUCUUUUAUUCACAGAACUACCUUGUCUCUCCCAUCCCCCAAAUUCCUAUCAGUUCCAUUCCAACUCUGAUCAAACAGACACAUCUUUUAUGAACCAUACCUCUAAUGAACAGUUUCACUUGUGUGUAGUUCUGGAACAUGUGACAAUAAAGAAUUCUUGUGGAA